AUGGGCAGCACGGGGCAGCAGCGGCGGUCAGCCAAGGCACUGGCUGACAGGGCCCAGUGGCGCAGCCGAGUGCGCUCAGAAUGCAUGCAGCGCGUCAAGGACCAGCGAGCCGACCUGCUCUGGCGCCUACGCCAGGAGGGCGGCGGGGGCAACCCUCAGGUUGACGUGAAGCUGGUGCUCGCCGACAUCAUUGCUGAUGUCAGCACCGCUGAUGUCGUGCACUGCAACCCAGCCGCCGGCGAGGAGCCGGCUGCAGCUGCUGCACCGGAGGACAGCCUCAUGGACGAUGACUUCACAGACACCGCGCCGCAGCCAGGGAAGCCGGUGCCGAACAUUUUGGAUGGGGCGUUUGGGCUGGGAGCCGCGGAGUAUGAGGAGCUGAUGCGGUCGCUGGAGGAAUCGCUGUUUGAGGACAUGCGGCGCGACGAGGCGGCGUUCCUGGCAGAGCACGAACGCUGGGAGUCGGCCGCCGCUGACUCUGACCUCUCCAUGCUCGUAGAUCUCCAUGCGGAGGGGCCCAGCACCUCGGGCCGCAUUCCGUGCCCGGUGUGCCGUAACGGGCACCUAAUGGAGCACAACGGCGUCGUUCUGUGCAGCGGCUGCGACCUGCGCAUGGACCUUCGAGUGGAAGGUCUCACAUUGGACGACAUCAGGCAGCGGCUGGCAAAUGUGCUGGAUGGCCAUGCGCUACAAGGAUGCCACAGGCAGCCACGAUUCGUGCUGGACACGGCUCUGAUGGGAGAUGCGCCAUCGCUGCUCAUGCAGUGUGAAGCCUGCAGCUCGCUGCAUGUUGUGGUCUGAUGCUCGGCCGCGGAUCAUGCACACUUGCUGACAGCAGCUGAUGGAUCAAUUGCAAAUCGUGCUUUGCUUUUGCUGAGACAUUGUAGCUUUUCAGCAUAGGGCAGGCCCGUGCAUGUAGUGUAGAGAGCUGCAUGAAAGCAUGCACAAGGCAGAACAGGCGAGAAUGCGGUGGAGGCCGUGCUGAAGUAUUCUACUGUAGUAUUACUACGUAGCGGUGAAUAUGCAAAUGUGUAGGUCCAGUCAUUUUUUGGGGCCGUUCCUUGCAAGUCGAUAAUAACUGGCUGGUUAUCUACCUUACAGUUAUUUUGUUGGCAGCUCACGAUGAUCCUGCUCAAUCUAUAUGUUGUUAUUGUCUUUUUUUUCCUUACAAUUUGCUAUUUCCUGCCCAAGGCAAGGUGUACGUGCGUCUGCAGACAAGCUGCAGGUACAGGUUGCCGCAUAUGGUGCAAUCCUACCCCUUGAUGGACUUGCCAAAAUCAAGCAAGAUCCAACCAUCCAUGGGUACUUGAGAGCUGGAAGAGACUUCCCACGAUUAUUGCAGCUCUCUACAUUUAAUGCUCCAGUACUAUUCAACAGCGCCGAAUUCAUGAGCCCUCCUUCGACACGGGUUCGAAACAAGCGACACAAAAUCUUGUGCUCAGCGCUUGCUUCUGAUCAACACUUGGGUGCCAUGGCCAGGCAACUUUUGCAUCCACAUUUGUGGACUAAAAGGAGCUCAAUUUGCUCAUUAUGGUAUGUGUGCAUGCCAUCACAACAAUCUAGCAUGCACAUGCAAGUGCUCUAACCCAAUACAAGUCAAGAAGUUUGCUUUCUCGGUGGCAACCAUCCGUAGGGCCUAUAGUCAUUGAACUCUUAGGACUCUGAAGAUAGACUUUGUGGGGAGAAAAGAAACUGUCGUGAAGUCUUGGGUGCCUGUGGCAUGCUUCGCGAGAUCUGGACGUUGCUCCCGGGACGUGUGCCUGAUCCCUGUCUUUUUAGCAGCCACCCAUCGCUCGCCGC
Coccomyxa subellipsoidea C-169 is the source of this 1800-nucleotide messenger RNA. RefSeq lists its product as hypothetical. The coding region runs from base 1 to 801 and encodes 266 amino acids. Lineage: Eukaryota; Viridiplantae; Chlorophyta; Trebouxiophyceae; Coccomyxaceae. The transcript has 5 exons. Gene Ontology annotation, biological process: protein import into nucleus. Gene Ontology annotation, cellular component: nucleus. The record is from RefSeq and is a predicted model, not a curated record.